Molecule: messenger RNA, 3203 nt
Organism: Manis javanica (Malayan pangolin)
Lineage: Eukaryota; Metazoa; Chordata; Mammalia; Pholidota; Manidae
Gene: DZANK1
Product: double zinc ribbon and ankyrin repeat domains 1
Biological process (GO): eye photoreceptor cell development
Molecular function (GO): protein binding
Source: RefSeq, a predicted model, not a curated record
GCAGCGUCUGUGGUAACCUGGAGGCUGGAGAGGAGAGGGCCUAAGCCGGAGAGGUGGGCUCCCUGGCAAGGGUCCCUAGGCCGAGGUUCCGUGAGGGUCCCAAUUCCGGUCCUGGUGACUGGAGGAGGAGUGGGGGCCCUUCUCCCCAACUCCAGCCGAAAGGAAGCGGGCGUCCCUGUUUGGCCUAAUAGAGGGAAAAUGACUGCUGGUUCAGUGUGUGUCCCUCAGAUCAUACCAUUGCGACUGCCUCUGCCAGGAAAAGCCAACCAUGAAAUUGAUAACAAUACCCUUUUGGAAAUGAAAUCCGACACCCUAGAUGUCAACAUUUAUUAUACCCUGGAUGGCAGCAAACCUGAAUUCCUAAAGAGAGUUGGUUAUGGUGAAAAUACUACAUUUAAAUAUACAAAACCCAUCACUCUACCUGAUGGAAAAAUACAAGUUAAAGCUGUUGCUGUCUCUAAAGACUGCAGACAGAGUGGCAUUGUAACAAAGGUGUUUCAGGUGGAUUAUGAGCCACCAAAUACUGUCUCUUCAGAAGACAAUGUUGAAAAUGUUCUCAAAGAUUCUUCACAGCAGGAAUUGAAGAAUGGAUUUUUUGGAUCAAAACUAAGGAAGAAAUAUAAUGCCAAAAAUAAACAAGGCUGGAAUGUUAACUUUAGAAAGUUUGCAGACCUCGAGGUAGGUGAAAGAACUGACCCUAAAACAUUGAAAGAUCUUCACUUCUCAGAGAGUCCCCUGGAAAUCCCAGCUUACCAUGAAGAAUCAGGUUCUAGACCACCCACCCUCCAGUUUCAGUCCCCUAGUUUUGCACAUGCAACUGGCCAGAAGAGUUUGACAAGCACAGAGAUCAUGAGAAUUCAAAGGGACACAGACUUUCUUAAGUGUGCCCACUGCCUUGCCCCCCGCCCAUCUGAUCCCUUUGCUCGCUUCUGUCAAGAAUGUGGCUUUCCUGUCCCACCCAUGUUUGGCUGUCGUCUCCCACCCCCAGAAGGAGCUCAGAUGGGCUUAUGUGCAGAAUGUGGAAACAUGGUACCCAUGAACACUCCCAUCUGUGUGGUGUGUGAGGCCCCUCUUACUCUCCAGCUGCUGCCACAGGCCAGCCUCCGCUUGAAGGAGAAAGUUAUCUGCCACACCUGUGGCACGGGCAAUCCUGCCCAUCUGGAAUACUGUGUCACCUGCGAGGGGGCCCUGCCUUCAUCACAAGAGUCCAGGUGCAGUGGAGAUAAAGCUCCUCCUCUGCCCACCCAGAGAGGGGAGACCAUGUCCUGCUCCAAAUGUGGUCGCCGCAAUCGCCAGGAGGCUCGCUUCUGUGACUGGUGUGGCGCCAAGCCUGGCAUUCCUCCUUGCUACUCUGUUUGCCCUAAAUGUGGGGCCAGCAAUCACCCAUCUGCCCAGUUCUGUGGCUCCUGUGGUAUUUAUGUGAAGUCCUCGGCAAAACUUAGCAUGGACAAGAGCCUGUCUCUAGCUGCUGGAGGACUUGGCUCUUUGGCUGAGCCCCGAUCUGCCUGGCAGUUCCUGAGUGUUCCUUUGACCAGACCUGAUGCUGGCCCUAAGAAGGAUGUAGGCACACAGACCACUGGCCUGUUCUACCCAUCUGGCACAGUACUAGCCAAAAAGGAACUGGAAAUGGUUUCUGAAAAGCAGAGACGGGAGGAAAUGAGUGACCAUCAGCCUCUCCUCACAGCCAUCAGCCCAGGGAGAGGGUAUUGGAGAAAACAGUUGGAUCACAUCUCUGCUCACCUCAGGUCUUAUGCUCAGAACAACCCUGAAUUCCGGGCCUUGAUUGCAGAACCCAGGAUGGGAAAGCUUAUCUCUGCUACUGUCCAUGAAGAUGGAUAUGAAGUUAGCAUCAGGCUGAAUUAUAUUCAAGUCUCAAGUAAGAACACUUACCUCAACAAGGCAGUGAAUUUCAAUGACCACUUCCUGAGCAGUGUCACCGAGGGUGGUAAUGGGCUGUCCGGCAGCAGGUCCAGCUUGGUGAGUGACUAUAGCCAGAGCACCCCAGAUACCACUAAAAAAGUCAAGCGGACAAAGACUUUCAAGACCAAAAAAUUUCAAGAAAAGGAGGAGACGCUUACACCUGAGAACAGGCUCCUGCUGAGGGAGGUCGGAGCCACAGGGGAAGGAAGAGUUUCUGUGAUGGAGCAGCUGCUCGAUGACGGAGCAGAUCCCAACUGCAGUGAUAAUAAGGACCAACCCCUUAUAACCAUGGCUGUUGUGAAUAAGCACCAUGAAGCAAUUCCAGUUCUUGUGCAGAGAGGAGCAGACAUCGACCAACAGUGGGGACCGCUUCAAAAUACAGCUCUUCAUGAAGCAACUCUGCUUGGCCUGGAAGGAAGGGAGUGCAUUGCUACUUUACUGCGAUGCAAUGCAAGCACCCAAAAGAAGAAUAUGAGAGGCCAGACAGCAUACGACCUGGCGCUGGGAAUUGGGGAUGACUUCAUCACCUCGCUUUUCGCUGCUAAGCUUGGCCUGGAUGACUGUUAGACCCGAGGGUCUCUGUGGAGUUUCAUUUAAAGAACCCAUCCAGCUCUGGCUGUUCUUUGUUUAUUUCUUUCUGAAAUGUGUAUUUGUAAUUUGGGGAUUGAGGCUGAGGAGAACUCAUAUGAUUUUUUAUUAUACAUCAGUAUGAGCCACCAAUACCCCUUGGGUGUGUCCCGAUAUGCCCAGGAUGAUGAUGAGCUUAAGGUAUGUUUUUUAAUUGUUUAUUGGUGCUUAUUUUAUAAUCUUCCUUUAAGUUUAUUUUUCAACAGAUAAUUGCACAUGGUUCAAAGCUAAAAAGUAUAAAGUAUUAUAUAGUGAAAAAUCUCCCUCAUUUCCUGUCCAACCUCCACCCAUGGGCCCUCGUCAGAGGCAACCAGACAGAGUCAACUGUAUCUUUCCAGCAAUAGUUUAGGAUUAUGUAAGCACAUUAUAUAACAGAUGCAUAUGUACAAAGUGUACAUAAGAUAUAAAUACACAUGACACAGAUAUACUCCAUCCCCUCUUCUAGGAUAGAUAGUAGCAAAUCAUGCACUGUUCUGUGUCACAUUCCUUUGCAUAAUGUAUCUUUAGGUGGCUCCAAAUUAGCACAUAAAAAUAGGUUAUUUAAAAUAUUAGUCUUUUGUUGAACUCAAACUCCAAAGCUAUAGACAAUUCCUAUUGCUAUGGUUUGUUCUUUGGUUUAAAUAAGCUUUGAAUAAACUAUCUGCAGGAACAUGUAA